Molecule: messenger RNA, 4633 nt
Organism: Punica granatum (pomegranate)
Lineage: Eukaryota; Viridiplantae; Streptophyta; Magnoliopsida; Myrtales; Lythraceae
Source: RefSeq, a predicted model, not a curated record
CUAGCAGUGCUUCGAAAGACAAAAAUGUCAUCGAUCGAAUGCUUUCACCCGACGAUUCACAGAAAACAUUGCUCGCGUGCGUUCUCCAAUCUAUGCGACUUUCAAUGGUCGACCUUGCUUCGCUCUCAAUCGAGGCGUUUGAACGGGAGCCUGGACCCCUCUGUUUCGAACCCUCUGUCUGUCCCUUCGACAGUGCCCAACAUUUCCUGGAAGUUCGGUUUUUGGGGCGGUAUUAGGAAGAAUAAUCAGAUAAGGGGGAGUGGAGUCCCAGCCAGCACGCGGGACAACAGCCCAAACCGGAGGAGCGAGUUUAACCAGCGGAGAGGGAACUGGUGGUGGUGGUGGGAGCAGUUGAUGCCAUCCCGGGAAUUUGGAGUUCUGCUUUUGCAGUUUGGGCUUAUGAUGUUGGUCAUGCGGUUGGUCCGCCCAGGUUCCCCACUGGCUGGGGCGGAACCUAAGGCUCGGCCAGUCACGCACUUGAGCGUUCCGUACAGCGAGUUUCUCGGCCAGGUCAGCUGUGACCAGGUUGAGAAAGUCGAAGUCAGUGGAGUUCGCAUAAAUUUUAAACUGAGAGACCAGGCAGGGAGUGGGGAUGGCGAUGAGUACAGGGCUGCCACAAGCAAUUUGCAAGAAUUGGGACCAUUAGCAAUGAGUCAGGAUUCGAUUCAGAGGAUUGUUUACACCACAACCAGGCCGGUGGAUAUUAAGACUCCUUAUGAGAAGAUGGUUGACAAUGGGGUGGAGUUCGGCAAACCGGAUAAGCAGUCUGAUCGAGUCUUAAACACAGUAUUGAUAUCCUUGUUCGGCGCAGCAAUGCUUCUCGGGUUCCUCCAUCAAUCCCCUGUAAGCUUCUCCAAGCACGGUGCAAGUCAACUUAAAAGCUGGAAAUCUCUUGGCUCAGGCAGGUUGAAAGUAUCCAAGCAGGGGGAGGGCAUCAUCAAAUUUUCUGAUGUUGCAGGUGUGGAUGAGGCCAAGGAGGAGCUGGAAGAAAUCGUUGAAUUUCUUAGGAAUCCUGACAGGUACAUACGAGUUGGUGCUCGUCCUCCACGAGGCAUCCUUCUGGUCGGUCCGCCUGGGACUGGGAAGACGCUUUUAGCAAAGGCUGUUGCUGGGGAGGCGGAAGUUCCUUUCAUAAGCUGUCCGGCUAGCGAGUUCAUAGAGAUGUACAUUGGAAUGGGCGCCUCGCGAGUGAGAGAUCUUUUUGCUCGGGCAAAGAAAGAGGCCCCGUCCAUAAUAUUUAUAGACGAGAUAGAUGCAGUGGCCAAAAAUCGUGACGGUAAAUUCCGCCUAGUAAGCAACGAUGAACGAGAACAGACCUUGAACCAACUACUCACUGAGAUGGAUGGAUUUGAGAGCAGUCCUGCUGUUAUCGUUCUUGGAGCGACAAAUCGUGCUGAUGUCCUGGAUCCUGCACUUUGCCGACCUGGGAGAUUUGAUCGGGUUGUUAUGGUGGAAUCGCCAGAUAGAACUGGAAGAGAAGCCAUUCUAAAGGUCCAUGUUUCGAAGAACGAACUUCCUUUGGAGGAGGAUGUCGACCUCAGUGACAUUGCUUCGAUGACACCGGGUUUUACAGGGGCGGACCUUGCAAAUUUAGUGAAUGAGGCUGCUUUACUUGCUGGAAGACAGAACAAACUUGUCGUGCAGAAGAUCGACUUUGUCAAUGCAGUCGAGAGAUCCAUAGCCAUGGCAUCAGUGCACACUACCUUCGUGUCAGCUUUGUGCAACAAUGGCAAUCACUCUUCACCCGCUAAGUUUCCGAGCUCUGCCUUCCUGCCUGGUUUUGAUGUGGCUGUCCGAGCUUCUACUGCGCAUAAGAAUGAAAUGCUUCCUACUUUCAAAAGUGUUGGACCUAAAGCCACAUUAACCUUUGAUCCCCGAACAUCCAAUGCUGAGAAGACCAAGCAAAAGAAGCAUACAGUUGACCCUGCUGCUCCUGAUUUCUUGCCCCUCCCUUCAUUUGAGCAGUGCUUCCCAAAGAGCUCGAAAGAAUAUAGGGAGGUCAUUCAUGAAGAAACUGGUCAUGUACUCAAAGUUCCUUUCCGCCGGAUCCACCUCAGUGGGGAUGAGCCAGACUUCGACAUUUACGACACUAGCGGGCCUCAAAAUAUUAGCCCGCGAAUAGGACUUCCUAAGCUGCGAAAAGAGUGGGUUGACUGCCGGGAAAAGAUAGGUGUGCCGAGGUACACUCAGAUGUAUUAUGCUAAGCAGGGAAUAAUUACUGAAGAAAUGCUGUUCUGCGCUGCUCGUGAGAAGCUUGACCCAGAGUUUGUUAGAUCAGAGGUUGCUCGAGGGCGAGCUAUUAUCCCUUCAAACAAGAAGCACUUAGAGCUGGAGCCUAUGGUAGUAGGGAGAAACUUCCUAGUCAAAGUUAAUGCCAACAUUGGAAAUUCCGUUGUCGCGAGCUCCAUUGAGGAGGAAGUCUAUAAGGUUCAAUGGGCAACCAUGUGGGGUGCUGAUACGGUGAUGGAUCUUUCAACAGGUCACCACAUCCACGAGACCCGUGAAUGGAUCCUGCGUAACUCUGCUGUGCCAGUUGGGACUGUCCCAAUAUACCAAGCACUUGAAAAAGUGAAUGGAAUUGCUGAAAAUCUUAGUUGGGAAGUUUUCAGGGAUACUUUGAUAGAACAAGCUGAGCAGGGUGUCGAUUACUUCACUAUUCAUGCUGGGGUUCUACUCAGGUACAUACCUCUGACUGCGAAGCGCAUGACUGGAAUUGUUUCCCGUGGAGGAUCCAUUCAUGCAAAGUGGUGCUUGGCUUAUCACAAGGAGAAUUUUGCCUAUGAGCACUGGGAUGAGAUACUGGAUAUUUGCAAUCAGUAUGAUGUAGCACUGUCAAUAGGCGAUGGCUUGAGACCCGGAUCAAUAUAUGAUGCUAAUGAUUCUGCUCAGUUCGCAGAGCUUCUAACUCAGGGGGAGCUCACUCGCAGAGCUUGGGAAAAGGAUGUGCAGGUGAUGAAUGAAGGCCCAGGCCACAUUCCGAUGCACAAAAUCCCUGAGAACAUGCAGAAACAACUGGAAUGGUGCAACGAGGCUCCUUUCUACACUCUUGGUCCAUUAACAACAGAUAUUGCUCCUGGGUACGAUCAUAUUACUUCUGCAAUCGGUGCUGCCAAUAUUGGGGCACUUGGUACAGCUCUCCUCUGUUAUGUGACACCAAAAGAGCACCUUGGGCUGCCCAAUAGGGAUGAUGUAAAGGCUGGUGUGAUUGCAUACAAGAUUGCUGCACACGCAGCUGAUUUAGCGAAAGGCCAUCCUCAUGCUCAGGCCUGGGAUGAUGCUUUGAGCAAGGCUAGAUUUGAGUUCCGAUGGAUGGAUCAGUUUGCUCUCUCGCUAGACCCCAUGACAGCUAUGUCCUUCCAUGAUGAAACUCUGCCAUCAGAUGGAGCUAAAGUUGCUCAUUUUUGCUCUAUGUGUGGACCCAAGUUCUGCUCUAUGAAGAUAACCGAGGAUGUGAGGAAAUAUGCAGAGAAACAUGGAUAUGGAGACGCGGAAGAAGCUCUGCAGCAUGGGAUGGAAGCUAUGAGUGCUGAGUUCCUUGCUGCUAAGAAAACUGUUAGUGGGGAGCAACAUGGUGAAGUUGGUGGAGAAAUCUACUUGCCUGCAGAAUAUAUUAGCUCCAAAGAGAGGUGAAGGUAAAAGUGACCGUGGAGUUAUUCUGAAACUGGAGGAGCCAUGCCAUGUGGCCCACUCAUGGAAGACGACAAUGAUCAUCUGGAAGUUCUCAGUUUGAUUUUGCUGGGUGAGUACUUAGCUUAAUCAGAGGAGUAACUUCCGUAGACAUUUCCAUCUCCUGUUUUAGUGCUUGCUUAUGUUAUGGUAUCGUGAAUAAAAUGCUCUUAUUAGUCCUGGAUUUUCCAUCAGCUCUGAUUUUUCUUUCUUUCUUGCUUCCUCCUUUCAUCUACUUUAUUUGUGUCGAAUGGUUCCACUGACGGAAGAAACGCACCGGGGGUGUCCGAAUCCGCUAGCGUUCCGCUAGCAGGUUCGGGCUGAGAAAGUCCCUUCGAACCUGAACAGGAUAAUACCUGCGUAGGGAGUGUGCUUUUUCUUUUCUCUUCUUUGUUCCCUAUAUGCUUUUGCAGAGGAAAUCGAAAGCAAGCGGUCAUAUGAUUUGGCUGUGGAGGUGGCAAACUACCCCUCACCUUGGGCAGCAUUUUAAUGGCUCUCUGAGAGGUAAUUAACUCGUAAAAUCAUGACGUAUGUGGAGCUCCCGAGACUGCCUGUUAGUUAUUAAUCACCCCGAGUCCAUUCCUUAAAAAAUCCGAGUAUUACCAGGUCAAUCAUUAAAUAGUUCCAAGUUAGAAUCAAAUCUAACGAAAAGGAAUGACAAGGUAUGAUCUGUUACUUAAUUAACCAUAUGAGUUUUUCGGUUGUCUGGUAUAGAAGAGAUUGUGUUACCGGUGCAAGUUGCAUCUGUACAAUGAUUAGAGGAAAUGUUGAGAAGAUAUGGGAUUCAAUGAUUGACAGAAUGAGAUAGCCGUCCUAUAGCCUAUAGGAAUGUUUUGAAAGUAAAAUUGUACAGUCAGAGAUCGAUUCCAGUAUUCGACGCCGUGUUUUUAUUGUUUUAUAUGGUGGAGAAAAGAAAAUAGAAUGAAAUCACAAAACAAAUUGGGAAUAUUUAUUUAUUUUGCUUUCA